GUUGGGGGUGGUAUCUUAAUUCAAAGAACUCUCCCUCUAGAAAGAAUUGAAGAGGGACUCGGAUGUGUGCUGGAGAUGGGUGAAACCCUGACAACUUUAUGCCACUCACUGACGCACGUGAGGGUGUGCUGAUUACCAUUUCGUUUGGGCUCAUGGUAACUCGCUGAAGUUGGGAAGUUUCAAGCUAUAGAUCGCAGUAGGCAGACAACUGGUGGACGGUAGAGUACAUGAGGGCAUUCCGUUACUACACUUGCAGAGCGCAUGGAUUACAUAUAAAACCAGUGUCGAUUUCACUACAUCUCCGGGGAAAGUUAUUUGAGAAGAGUAUUUUCAGGAGACAUGGACAGCCUCGCUUCCGUGCCAGAGGAGUUCCUUUCAGCCUGGAUUGAUGUUGGAUUUACCCCGGGUUCCAAACGCUCACCACCUGUGACUGGAGGGAGAUAGGUCCAUUGUUAAAGGAAAAAAGUUAUGACAUGAAUCUACAACCGCUGAGCAUUUCUAUAUGGCUCAUUUUCCUCAACAGCAUGAACUUGGAAUCAUAAGAGCGGAUAGCCAUCACCGAGUAUCGCUUUGGUGACAUACGCGAUUGUAGAUUGAAUUACGCUCAUAAUUACAUUCUCAAAUGAAAGUCUAUUUUCAUUCUACUUUGUCGUUUCUUAUUCAAUCAUUCAGCGUAUCACUCUGUUAACUACGUAACAGGACCGGGGAGAGAGAGCCCCUCUGCCACUUAUUUUGCCUGUGAAACGGGCACCGGUUUCGGAAUGUGGGGUGGAGGUUUCCCAAUGUCUGUCACAGUGGUUGUGACCUUACUCCUGGCAAUUAUCGAUGUGAAGGCCAGCGGGGAAUAUUGUCACGGUUGGCACGACACGCAGGCUACCUGGAGAGAUGGAUUUCAGUGUCCAGAAAAGUUCGAUGGUGGUGAUGCCAUUAUCUGCUGCGGGAAAUGCGAACUGCGUUACUGCUGCUCUAGUACGGACGCACGGCUAGACCAAGGGACCUGUGACAACGAUAAGCAGCCGCAGGAACCUGGCACCGACAGCAAAGAGAACAAGGAUACGAGCGCAGUGCCCAUCUACGUGCCCUUCCUGAUCGUGGGCUCGGUGUUCGUGGCCUUCGUCCUGGUGGGCUCUGUGGUGGCGGUGUGCUGCUGCCGCUGCCUGCGGCCCAAGCAGGAGCUGUCGUCUGGGGGCAGCGGGGGCAGCGGGGGGCGCCUGCUGGAGACCAUCCCCAUGAUGGGCACCUCCAGAGGCUCCUCCUCCCGCCAGUCAAGCACGGCCACCUCGUCCAGCUCGUCCGCCCCGCCCGCCGCCCCCCGCCAGGCUCCCCCUCCCAUGAUGCGUGCCCAGGCCUCCUGCUGCCUCCCUCCGGACGCCAGCGUCUUCGUCAACAUGCCCACCAAUUUCUCUGUCCUCAACUGCCAGCAGGCCACCCAGAUAAUGCCCCACCAGGGCCAGUUCCUGCACCCCCAGUACAUCGGCUAUGCCCAUCCCAUUGCCUCACCUCAAGCCUUCAUGGACCCCACCCAGGGGGGGUACAGACAACUCCAGUCCCCCUUCCCUCCUCCCACCAGUGUGGCCAGCGUCACCAGUGAGCAGAAGUACCCUCCUGUGACAGUCUGAAAACACAUGCGGGACACUGUGCAACUGACGGACCUUGUGAGGACCUUGUGCCAACAGGAGAGUGUGGGAGAGAGGUUGUGAGGACUUUGGGAGCUGGCCACUGUGGACAUUUCGAGCUUGCCAGCCAGGGAAGGGAAUAAUAUGGAGUCAGACUCACAUGAAGUACUUGUAAAAGUGUCGCUCAGAUUGGUGUGACUUGCCGUAAUGUGCCGUGAGUGUUCUGUGUGAUCUCCUGGUUAGUUUUGAACUCAGGGUCCAAUUCUGAGCUUCUUCUUGUCCCAUUUCAGUCCAGGGUUAGAUGAAGCAGGGAACCAAUAAGACAUCAACCAUGCAUCCAGCAUUCAAAGACAACAAAAUAGCUUUUGUACUGUAUGUGUAUGUCAUGUUUCAUGUUGUGUGUGUAAGGAAUAGGGCUGAGGGUGCUUUGUGCGUGUGAGAACAGGAAACAUAAACGGUUGUAUUCUAUACUGUCUAUGUAUGCGACCAGUUUCUAUCGAAACAUGAUUGUGUUACAGCGAAUUCGGAGAGAAUGGAUACGUUAACAGAUGUGUGUGUGUGAGAGAAUGAGAGUGCGUGUCUAAGGAUGUGUGUAUAAAAGUGUGAGUAGUGUGUAAUGGGAAAUGCAGGUGGUGUGAUGUGAAAGGCAGCCUCUCUCCCUGAAGGCCGCUUAAAUGCUAAUGAAGUGAACACAGGACAUGGACUGUGACGCUCCCCCCUUACACACAUACACAUUACCCAUACACACACUCUUCUGAACCACUGCCCUGAGAGAAAACACACACACACAGUAUACACAAGAGAACCCCAAAAUCAAAAUACACAAAUACUCACGCAAUGACUGGGUAAUAAAUGUACCUCAAAAAAGUGUGUCGGUGCGUUUGUGUUGUGAGAGUGGGCUUUCUCCCUGUGUAGCUGAAACCGGCAGCCCUUGAAGAUUGCAGAGUUAAUUAUGCAGUAAAAACUGUCUGCCAACUGUUCCCCCUCACUAAGUCUCCCUCCUGUCAGAGGGGUGUGUGUGUGUUGACUCUCCCUCUGUGCCAUGUAGUCGUGGAAGUUACUGGACUUGAGUAUUCCAGUGCAUUUCCAACAUUUUGAGUUAUUCGCUUUACGCCAGCCCCAGUAGUAGACCAGGAGAGGGAGAGCCGCAAAGCCGAGGCUGUCUGCCAUGUUGUGUGACCGGUCUUAAAGGUGCCCUCUCGGCUUUGAAGGCUCUUCAUUCAUUCUUUGCCCUGGUCUAUGUCUGGUGCUGGACAACACAGCCAUUCAAAGAUAUGUUUUAUUUAACUGGUAACUAUCAGAAAUGUUCCGUAACAAAGUGUUCAUUCUGUUUGUCAUCUAAUUGAAUCACAAUGUCUGUAUGAUGGGCAGUGUGAGUGUGUUGGUGUGUGUGUAACAAGGUAUGUGACCUGAGUUCCAAUGUGUUCCUGCGCUCUGUGAAACACAGGGAGUGCAGUUUUUCAUAAGAAUUAUAAUAAAUGACUAUAACACAGAA
Osmerus eperlanus (European smelt) is the source of this 3111-nucleotide messenger RNA. RefSeq names its product protein shisa-2. The record is from RefSeq and is a predicted model, not a curated record. The transcript has 2 exons. Bases 762 to 1619 code for a protein of 285 amino acids. Lineage: Eukaryota; Metazoa; Chordata; Actinopteri; Osmeriformes; Osmeridae.